Molecule: messenger RNA, 1125 nt
Organism: Aureococcus anophagefferens
Lineage: Eukaryota; Pelagophyceae; Pelagomonadales; Pelagomonadaceae
Exons: 3
Coding region: 1-1125 (374 amino acids)
Cellular component (GO): membrane
Molecular function (GO): transferase activity, transferring alkyl or aryl (other than methyl) groups
Source: RefSeq, a predicted model, not a curated record
AUGCGUGUCGCGGUCGUCGUCGCCUUGGGCGCCGCGGCGGUCGGCGCGCUGCGCAUGCCGCCGGCGCGGCGCGGCGCGCUCGGCGCGCCGCGGCGGUCCGCCCGCGGCGCCGCCGUCGGCGACCCGUCCGGCGCCGGCGGCGUCGCGUCGGCCCAGCUGCUGCUGGCGCGCGUCGCGCGGCCGGCGCGCGUCGGCUGGCGCUUCACGCGGCCGCACACCUUCGUCGGCACGGCGCUGUCCGUGCCCGCGCUCCACGCGCUCGCGGCGCCGUCGGCCGCGGCCGCGCUCACGCCCGCGUUCGCGGCGUCCGUGUGCGCGGCGCUGGGCCCCGCGCUGCUCGUCAACGUCUUCAUCACGGGCCUCAACCAGCUCUGCGACGUCGACAUCGACCGCGUCAACAAGCCGCACCUGCCCGUCGCGUCCGGCGAGCUCGCGAUGCGCGACGGCGCGGCGAUCGCGGCCGCCGCGCUCGCGGGCGCCGCGCUGCUGGGCUGCGACGCGCGGCUCGGGUCCGAGCCCCUGCGGCGCGUGCUCCUCGGCUCGGCCCUCCUCGGCUUCGCCUACUCGGCGCCGCCGCUCCGGCUCAAGCGGUCGCCCGAGCGGCGGUCGCCCGCGCUCGCGGCCGCGUGCAUCGUCGCCGUCCGCGCGGUCCUCGUGAACACGUGCUUCUACGCGCACGCGGCGGCGCGCGCGUUCCCCGAGGGCGCCGCGCGCGCCGCGGCCGACGCGCGCCUCGGCCUCGUCGUCGCAUUCUUCGGCGCGUUCUCCGUCGCCAUCGCGCUCAUGAAGGACGUGCCCGACGUCGCCGGCGACGCGAGGUACGGCGUCCGCACGCUGAGCCGCGCGCUCGGCCGCCAGCGCGUCUUCGACGGCGCGGCCGCGGUCCUCGUCGCGACGCUCGCGGCCGCCGCGGCCGGCCUCGCGGCCGCGGCCGCGGCCGCCGAGACCGCGGCGCGCGCCGCGACGCGCGCGGGCCUCGCGGCGGUCCUCGCCGCCGCCGCGGCCGACGCCGCGGCGCGCGCGCGCGCCGUCGACGCCGAGGCCGGCGGCGCCGUCGCCGCCUUCUACAUGCACCUCUGGAAGUGCUUCUUCCUCUGCUACGCGCUGCUGCCCUUCGCGCGCUAG